GUUAAAGUAUUUAAAUGUAGAGGGAGACAGAUGCUGUAUGUGGACUGGAGGCGACCACAAGAAACACACGUGUGGGAGGAAGGUUAAUGUUUGGAGUUUUACUAUCUGCGCACCUUAUGGAGAGAGACAUCUGUGGCACCAGUGCCUGAGCUGCGCACAAGGCAAACACACCCGCGCUGUCACUCAUGGACUUCAUUCAGAAGUUUAUUUUUUCUAUUUUAAUCACUUGUUUUUAGGGAAUUCUCAGCGCGUAUCUUAACGCUGGUGCGUAAUGGUCCGUGCGUAAAAUUUUAAAACGCUACUGCUGCGUGACGGAAAGUCAAAGACGGGUUUAUUUCGACUUGAAGGAGAAAGUGGGUGAUUGACACGAAGAGGAUUUAGUGGAGGUGUUGUUUUUUUUUGUGACAGCGACACUUUCUCCGGAGUUUGGAUUGGCACCGGAGUCCAAACCAAAUCUCCUGGACAUUUCUUCAUGUAGAGCGCUGAGUGGAACCUUUCCCCGCGUGGGACCCUGACAGUUUUGGAUCUCUUAAUUUCACGGCUAUCGCCUUCUAUGUGUAACAAGAGGGACAUAAAUCUGGGAAAAUCUGAAAUCCCCAUCAGGAGGAACUGUAUUUCCAAGAGCUUCUAGCUGCGAAUGAGCGGAGUAUUCAUGAAGCAAUAUCUGAACUAUUACAAGAUGAGGCUGAGAACAUCGAGGUUAGGUUAUCUGUUACUCCAGUUCACGGCGCUUUGCUUUUACGCACAGGACUCUGUGCAGUCACCUCCUAACUUCAAGCACCAUGUCACCGAGCAGAGCCGUCUGUCGGACCGCAUGAGCCGCCGCUUGACCCGCACCUAUCAGCUGUACAGCCGCACCAGCGGCAAACACGUCCAGGUCCUGGCCAACAAGAGGGUCAACGCCAACGGAGACGACGGAGCGGUGCACGCUAAACUGGAGGUGGAGACAGACUCCUUUGGAAGUCGCAUUCGCAUUAAAGGGGUGAAGACAGGAUAUUACAUAUGCAUGAACAAGCGGGGGAAGCUGAUUGGCAAGCGGAAAGGACGUGGCAAAGACUGUAUCUUCACCGAGAUUGUUCUGGAAAACAACUAUACGGCCCUCCAGAACGCCAAGUACGAGGGCUGGUAUAUGGCUUUCACACGCAAGGGCCGUCCAAGGAAGGCCUCCAAGACCAAGCAGCAUCAGAGGGAGGCCCACUUCAUGAAGCGUCUGCCCAGGGGACAUUUGCUGAGUGAGAGGAGGCCGUUUGAUGUCCUUCCUCUCCCUGUCCCGGUGCACCCUUUCAACAAGCGGACUAAACAUUCCCAUCAGCAGCAGCGCUCUGGGGGCCGCUGAGGACUCAGACCACUGAUGGAGAACUGUGGUUGAACCAGCACAAGAACCACUACCAGAGGAAACAAGUGCUCCCACACCGUACAGUCAAGUGCCCAUACACUUUUUGCCUCAUUUUGUGGACUUGUUAUGUAAUUCUUUGUACUGGAUUGUGUGUAAACAAUCUAAUAUCUAAUCUGCUAGUUAUUUCCAAUUCAGUCAAACUUUAGGAAUGUGUUUUUCUUCUCUAAUCAGGGGGCAUUUACAGAACUGAAGAGCUCAACUACAUUGCCAUGAACCUUUGGUUAGGAGUUAGCCUGCUCAGCAACAAAGAAUGUUUAAAAAAAAGAAAAGAAAAAAAAAAUGGAGUACAAUGAAGCUAGACACGGCAGCUAUCUGUGGAUUUCUUUUCUUAAGGUCACAGCGUAUGAGUCUCAGUUGACAUGCUAUCUUGCCUGUAGGAGGACUGCCUGUGAAAUUUAACCUUGUUUUUUUGUUGUUUUUUUCUACAUAUAUAUAUUUUUACUGUAAAAAUGUAAAUUGUGUCAAAUGAUGGAAAAUAUUUAUUGUAGAGUGUAUAUUAAAACCACUAAAGAAUCAG
Molecule: messenger RNA, 1913 nt
Organism: Solea solea (common sole)
Lineage: Eukaryota; Metazoa; Chordata; Actinopteri; Pleuronectiformes; Soleidae
Gene: fgf8b
Product: fibroblast growth factor 8b
Exons: 5
Coding region: 638-1336 (232 amino acids)
Biological process (GO): positive regulation of gene expression; embryonic heart tube development; limb morphogenesis
Cellular component (GO): cytoplasm
Molecular function (GO): type 2 fibroblast growth factor receptor binding; growth factor activity; type 1 fibroblast growth factor receptor binding
Source: RefSeq, a predicted model, not a curated record